AUGGGAAUCACUCCUCCUGCGGCACCCACUCUGGCUAUGCCUCCUGCUGUGCCAGAAGAUUCUGGCGAACCGACAGGCAGAGGUGUUUGCGACGAGCUCACUACUAAGGAAGUUGAUGCAAGCCAGCUGCCUCUACCCGUAUCUCCGCCAAUCGAUUGUCGGUUCACGGACUUUUCGAACCUGCUGGGCAUCAACGUUCAUCCUCCACCAGAGGAUGAGGCCGUUGCAAUGGCUAACGACGAGCCUGUAUCGUAUUGUCAUGCCGCACCCGAUGAGGAUCUCUAUGGGUGGGAUGCUGAGCUUAAGCGGCAAAGCCAGCAAAGUAGCCCGAUUUUACCGUGCUCUUGCGACGAUGAUUACCAAUACCGACGGACGAGCAUGACGAAGCGUAGCCUCUUGCACCGAGUCUUCAGCAUGGCAGGUUCACCCAAAGAUAUCAACAUUGAGGUGCGCAGAGCUAGCAGCACCUCCAGCUAG
Colletotrichum tamarilloi is the source of this 477-nucleotide messenger RNA. RefSeq lists its product as uncharacterized. The record is from RefSeq and is a predicted model, not a curated record. Bases 1 to 477 code for a protein of 158 amino acids. The transcript has a single exon. NCBI's taxonomy places the organism in Eukaryota, Fungi, Ascomycota, Sordariomycetes, Glomerellales, Glomerellaceae.